This is a messenger RNA of Epinephelus lanceolatus (giant grouper), 4025 nucleotides long. Its product is annotated as fibulin-1-like. Gene Ontology annotation, molecular function: peptidase activator activity; calcium ion binding. NCBI's taxonomy places the organism in Eukaryota, Metazoa, Chordata, Actinopteri, Perciformes, Serranidae. The record is from RefSeq and is a predicted model, not a curated record. Gene Ontology annotation, biological process: extracellular matrix organization. Gene Ontology annotation, cellular component: extracellular region.
AGCUCCUUCCACCCCGCCCUCACCACCCUCUAAUCUCAACCCUCACAGGGACAAUCUGUGUCUCCUCUCCGGCUGCUUCGACUGAGAUGUUCUGCUGUUUGACGGUGCGCCUUCACACAGGAGACGCGCACAUACACAGAGUCCACUGCUGCAGUUCAGCCGCCGAUCAGCUCAGUCGUUUAAUAUAAGGACGAUCAGAGGAGGAAAUAUUAAGAAGAAACUCCGAUGGCACAGUGGACACUACUUUUGUUUUCUUUGUAUGGAGUUCUGCAUGGACAAGAGAUUCAGCUCCCUACUGUACAAGAGUGCUGUCUGGAUGGAAGGGAUCGGGCCCUGGGAGGACAAGAUUGUACAAUCCUCCCCCUCAUCUCCUCCUCCCACACCUGCAGGAUCGCCCAGGAGCAGUGCUGUGCAGCCGCAGUAGGAGACCAACUCUGUGACAAUGGCAUCAAGAUGGCCAAGGGGCAGGGGGCCUGUGAGAGGCCCUUCUUCCAAGGAGACCCUUGGGAAACAAAAAUCUCUAAGAUGUGUUGUGACUGCUGCAUGCUCGGCCUGAUGACAGCAAGCCAGGCUUCCGGCUGUGAGCUCCAGGGUUUGUUGCUGGGGAGACAAUGCACGCACACAGCUCAAAGCUGCUGUGGCAGAAACACAACAGAGGAAACAGAACCAAACGUGACAGAAAAGCCUGAGACCAACGUUACUGCCAAGCCCCCAGAGGGAUCGGACCCCUGUAGAGACUCCAGGUGUUCCCAGUUGUGUGAGGGUAAUGGUACAUGUGUGUGCCGUGAUGGUUAUCAGCUGCAAACGGAUGGAGUUAAUUGUCAGGAUGUCAAUGAGUGUCUGACUGGCAGUCACAACUGCAUCUUUGGCCAAGUUUGCAUCAACACAGAGGGUUCCUUUCGCUGUCAGAGGGAAACCAGCUGUGGCACCGGGUAUGAACUCAAAGAGGACAACAGUUGCCAAGACAUAGACGAGUGCACGUUAGGGAGCCAUAACUGUGGACCAGACUUUAUGUGCACCAACACAGCAGGCUCGUUUCGUUGCCACCCAAAGGAGAGCUGUUCAGAUGGUUUCAUUCAGGACGCCAUCGGCAGCUGUAUUGAUGUAAACGAGUGUUUGGCCCAUGCUGGUCCAUGCCUGCCCGGCUAUACUUGUAUCAACACAGUGGGCUCCUACACUUGUCGCAGGAACACGGUCACCUGUGGACGUGGCUAUCAUCUAACUGAGGACGGCACACGUUGUGAAGAUGUGGAUGAGUGUCGAACAGGAAAUGUAUGUGGCAGCCACGGUUGUGUCAACCUGGUGGGCUCUUACCGCUGUGAAUGCAGAACUGGCUUCAUCUUCAACAGUAUCACCAGACUGUGUGAAGAUAUCAAUGAGUGCAGGCAUUAUCCUGGACGACUCUGUGCCCACAAGUGUGACAACACAGAAGGGUCCUACCAGUGCAGCUGCACCACUGGCUUUAGACUGUCCCAUGAUGGCAGAAACUGUGAAGAUGUCAAUGAGUGUGAAGCCAACCCUUGCAGCCAGGAGUGUGCAAAUGUCUACGGCUCCUACCAGUGCUACUGUCGCCGUGGUUACCAGCUGAGUGACAUCGAUGGGAUAACGUGUGAAGAUAUUGAUGAGUGCGCUCUGCCUACUGGAGGUCAUGUGUGUUCCUACCGCUGCUCCAACUCCCCAGGAAGUUUUUACUGCACGUGCCCACCGACAGGCUACACCCUCGCACACAAUGGACGCACAUGCCAAGACAUUGAUGAAUGUGCAGCGGGGAGCCAUACUUGUUCUGUGUCUGAAAGCUGCUUCAACAUCCAGGGUGGAUUUCGUUGUCUGUCCUUCAGGUGUCCUCCAAACUUUCGGCAAGCAGCCCAGGGAUUCAGGAGAGAUGCUUCAGUCAAUGCGCGCUGCAUUAAGGCCUGCCAACCAAACGACAUUGGCUGCAAUCUCGACCCCGUCCACCUCAUCACCCACACCUCCCUCUCUCUGCCAACCUUCAGAGACUUCCAUGAACCAGAGGAAAUAGUUUUCCUGCGGACACUUGCGGCGACUAACCCUGCUCCUCUGCCCGGUGCCACCGAUGUUUUCUUUGACAUCCUAUCUGCAGAUGACCAGUUCUCCUUUGACGUGGAGAAGCGCUCUCACCAGGGCAUGAUUAUGGGUGUGGUUCGGCAGAUAAAGCCAAUCAUUGGCCCCAGGGACCUUGUCUUGGAGGUGGCUAUGAACUAUGUCAAGUCAGGGAUCAUUUCCCAUCGCAAUAUUGUCAUCAUCCAUGUCUUCAUCUCUGAGUUCUGGUUCUGAGCUCAGCUUAAGAGUGAACAGCACUGCAUUUGCAAUACAGCACAUAAUUUAUAACUUGCAAAUAUAUCUGGAGGCAUCACACUUUCAUUCAGUGUUUUCAUCAUUUAAAAACACCUCAGAUGCUAAUGUUUUACAUGUGAGGUAAGAUAAAUAAGAUAAAAAACCAUUGGAUUUACUCAUAUGCAAGGGUUUUAGAUGCACUGAAAACUACAGAAACAGUUUGCAAACCAUCCAGUUCAUUCAUUUACAAUAGGUCUUUAUAAUUUCAACACAAUAUACACUGAUUAAACAAGAACCCAUUGUUAAAAGCUACUGGACUACUAAGAAUGUACAGUCAAAGCAGUGUUUUGAGCUAAUGCUAACUUGAGUAUGCUAACAUGCUUGCAGGGGUCAUUCCUCUGUUCCCCAGUUCUACAUAUGUACUCACCUAGGGUCCUAUGUUCCUGAGGUUCUGCAUUCCCAAGCUCUCUGUCUAUAGCAUGUAAUGGAAACCUGGGAAAGAUGUUCCCCAACUCUGUAUUCGUUUAAUAUCACAUGGGUUACAUUAGGGGAGUAAAAUCAUGUCUCUGAGAGUGAUGGAAUUGCACUGGCAAAGGUCUUUAUCUAAAUAUAGUUGCUCUCUCUGUGUUCGGAAAACAGUUCCAAAUUAAAUUACCACCCUAGAAACUGAAAAACUAAUACAAGAAUGAAUGAAUUGAAAAGAAAAGGAACUAACCAGUUAAGGAAUUAAACAAGGGCUAACUAAGGGAUAGAAAAGAAGUGUAGGGCCAGGUUUAAUUCCGAUUUUUUAGCAGGUCAAGGUGAGGCAAGACGUCAAAGGUCAGGUUAAGGUAAAAUACUCAUAACGACUGACUACUCCCAUCUCCAAACAGGUUAAAGUUAGGAGAAAAGACUUGGAAAGGGGUCCAAAACCUUCACACGCAAUCAUACUUGCCAAUUUUAAUCUUAGAUUUUAACUUCUUUAUGGCUCUUCGCCUUCUUAUGUAUUGAUACAGAGAGUAAACCAAAGCUAGCCUAUUUCAAGGGACAGAGAUGGACAAGAAAGUGGCAUGAACACACUGGGGAACAUAGGACCUGUGGAACAUAGACACACUCUCACAAUUAUGAUGUUGACAUGCUGAUGUCUAGCAGGUAUACACCAUGUUAACCCCCUCUGUUUAGUCUGUUAGCAUGCUAACAUUUGCUAACUAGAACUAAGCACAAUGUACAACUGAGGCUGAUGGAAAUGUCAUCUGUGUUUGGUCAUUAACCAAAGUAUUGGACAAACUGAAAUUUUGACCUGAUGGUGGCUGUAGAUAUGAAGUCAGGGGAUCUUCAAAGUUGUUAGGUUAUUAGUUAUGUCAGUGAUGUUGGACCGACCAACCAACCAACAUUGUAAAAAUGUAAUGUUAUACAAAUACUAAUUUCUCACUUGAUGCCUCUACCCCAGAUCUGUUGAAAAAUUACAUUCCUUUUACAAGAGUGUAAUAAAAUAAUGUAACAGACUAGCAGGGUGCUGUCAUCUCCUUAACUAGGCUACUGUCUACUGUGUUUACCUUAAAUCUAGACUUUGUUGUCGUGAUUGCCACAUUGAUAAACUGUUGGUCAACCUGGAACUUUUUUGAUGUUUGAUGCCUCACGCUUCAUUUGAUAACAAAACGCUUCAUCUAUGGACUUGCUUUCAGCAUUGAUUGUGUUUUGUACCAACAGAGUGUGCAACCAUCUGUGAAUAAUAAAGACUGUGCGGUUAA